GCACUAUAUCUUUGGUCGCUCGCGCCUCUUCCCCAAUUCGAUCGCGUGAGAGGAAGAAGGGGAGAGGGUGGGAAAGUGCUCUUCCUCUGAGUUCGUUUCUUGCUCCCAUGGCGAUUUACAGGGUGCCAAUCUGCAGUGCCUUCUUGGCGCUCCUCGUGUUCUCGUCCCUCUCGCCGGCGCGAUCGGAGGAGGGCGGAGCCGAAGGCGUGCGGGAGACGGCGGUGCUCACCCUCGACGCCUCGAACUUCUCCGAGACCGUCGCCAAAUACCCCUUGAUCGUCGUCGAGUUCUAUGCCCCAUGGUGUGGACAUUGCCAAAGACUUGCUCCAGAGUAUGAGAAGGCUGCUGCGAUACUGAGCAAGGAUGACCCUCCAGUUGUUCUCGCAAAAGUUGAUGCCAAUGAUGAGAUGAACAAAGAGCUUGCCUCUAAGUAUGAGGUGAGGGGUUACCCCACACUUAAGAUUCUAAGAAAUCAAGGAAAUAACAUCCAAGAGUACAAAGGUCCAAGGGAGGCUGAAGGUAUAGUUGAAUAUCUGAAGAAACAAGUAGGUCCUGCUUCAGUUGAGAUAAAAUCCUCAGAGGAUGUCAGCUCUCUCAUCAAGGACAAGAAAAUCUUUAUUGUGGCAGUGUUCCCUGAUUAUUCUUGCGAGGAAUUUAAAAACUUUAUGGCAGUAGCCGAGAAACUGCGAUCAGACUAUGAUUUUGGUCAUACUUUGGAUGCUAAGCUCCUUCCACGUGGGGAUUUGACAGUCAGUGGUCCUGUAGUUAGGCUAUUCAAACCAUUCGAUGAACUUUUUGUUGACUUCCAGGAUUUUCAUGGGGAUGCUUUAGAGAAUUUCAUUGAAACUGCUAGUGUGCCUAAAGUCACCACAUUUGACAAAGAUCCCAGCAACCGUCCAUUUCUCAUGAAAUUCUUCAACAAUCCUAAUACCAAAGCUAUGCUCUUUCUGAAUUUCAGCAAUGAGUAUUUUGAUGCUUUUAAGUCCAAGUACUAUGAGGUUGCCGAGCACCACAAAGGAAAGAACAUAAGCUUUCUGAUUGGUGAUCUUGAUGCCAGUCAGGGUGCCUUCCAGUUCUUUGGGCUCAAAGAAGAACAAGUGCCCCUCAUCAUCUUACAAGAGACUGGCGGCCAGAAAUAUCUCAAACCAAAUUUAGAACCUGAUCAAAUUGCAACAUGGGUGGAGGAUUACCUGGGUGGCAGCUUGACGCCGUUCAAGAAGUCAGAACCCAUUCCCGAGGUUAACAAUGAACCUGUCAAGGUGGUUGUGGCUGACAGCCUUUAUGAUGUGGUUUUCAAGUCCAGGAAAAAUGUUCUGCUUGAAUUUUAUGCUCCUUGGUGUGGUCAUUGCAAGAAUCUAGCGCCUAUAUUAGAGGAAGUUGCUGUCUCAUUCCAAAAUGAUGAUGAUGUUGUUAUCGCAAAGAUGGAUGCUACUGCAAAUGAUGCCCCGAAGGAGUUUAAUGUUCAGGGGUAUCCAACUAUGUAUUUCUCUUCAGCAAGUGGCAAGCUUGUGCAGUAUGAUGGGGGUAGGACAAAAGAGGACAUCAUUGAUUUCAUACAGAAAAACAGGGAUGCAACUAUUCAGGAUGCGACUAUUCAAAAGGAUACAACUGUCCAAUCUGAGUCUCUAAAAGAUGAGCUAUGAUCAAGAAGAAAUAUGACUAUUACAUGGAGGGAAGAGAAUGUGGAUGCCCUAGUGAAGGGGUAGACAAACAUCAUGAAUUAUGCUGACAACUUUCUAUCCAAAUCUUCUCGAGUCUACCGGUACAAGGAAGAUUUCAUCUUGUAAUUCAGAUUUAGGGUUUGGAUAUCAGAUGUUCCUUCCAUGUUCUUGUUUUAUCUUGACAACUGACUUGAGUUUCUGAUGGUAAUCUAAUAGUUGCGAACCUUAGUUUUGUUUUUC
Molecule: messenger RNA, 1901 nt
Organism: Phoenix dactylifera (date palm)
Lineage: Eukaryota; Viridiplantae; Streptophyta; Magnoliopsida; Arecales; Arecaceae
Source: RefSeq, a predicted model, not a curated record